AAAACGAGCAACAUAUAUUUAUUUCCAUUGGUAUUUUGCUACAUAUAAUGAAAAUAAUGAAUAUAUAUAUUGUAUAUUUGAAACAAUAAAAUAUUGAGUAUAUAUCAUUCAAAAAUAGAUAUAUACAGUAUACGUAAAAAAAAGGAGGGUUCAUGAAAAUAGUAACGCUGCUAAAUUAUUUUUCCGUAUUCCGGAUUAUAUUAAUCAAGAUUAUUUUAACAGACAAGAUGUGUGUUAUGUCUAUAUUCAAAAUGAUAAAGCAAUUUAAAAUUUGGUUUAAGAUGUGGCGUAAUGUUCAUUUUCUCUUUCAAAACCAAACAUUAUUUAUAAUCACAUAUCAAAAAUUUUGUAUACCAUAUAUUUAAUUAGUUAAAGUUCUGAUAG
This is a messenger RNA of Rhizophagus irregularis DAOM 181602=DAOM 197198, 384 nucleotides long. The record is from RefSeq and is a predicted model, not a curated record. NCBI's taxonomy places the organism in Eukaryota, Fungi, Glomeromycota, Glomeromycetes, Glomerales, Glomeraceae.